Messenger RNA from Branchiostoma floridae (Florida lancelet), 3440 nucleotides. RefSeq names its product ankyrin-1-like. Lineage: Eukaryota; Metazoa; Chordata; Leptocardii; Amphioxiformes; Branchiostomatidae. Gene Ontology annotation, molecular function: protein binding. The record is from RefSeq and is a predicted model, not a curated record. Bases 350 to 1705 code for a protein of 451 amino acids. Gene Ontology annotation, cellular component: nucleus; cytoplasm. The transcript has a single exon.
GCAACCCAAUAAUUGACAGUCAAAAACUUUGCACACAUUUGUCAAAUUCAUACUUCAAUUGGACUUUUGCAAGAGGAACCACUUUACAAGAAAGUCUGGAUAAACAAGGGCAUUACCAUAAUAUCCUUGGGACACAGAACAGGACAGCAUAGAAAUUUGUAUUUGCCAAUCAACUGUGCCCACAAGAGACAAAGACCAGAAACGGGCACUUGCUACUCCUCUUUUGACACAAAGAUCAUCUAGUCUUCCAAGUUUGAACUUUAAAUUUGAACGAAAGAAAACAAACUGUAUCACACUAAAAUAACAGCUUACUCAGACUUAAGUAAUAAAACUAAAAUCAUCCUUGAAAAUGGCAUCUGACAAAUUAUGGAAUGCCAUAACACAUAACAAUCUCAAGGAAAUCCACCAAAUACUCUCCACUGGAGACAUAGACCUGAACAAGCCAUAUCAUGGACGAUCCCAAACAAAAGGAACUUUCCUACAACAAGCCUGUGUCUCUGGUUCUCCUGUAGUUGUCUGUGCUCUGGUCAAAGCAGGUGCAAAUGUCAAUGCAUGUAGUAUCUAUAAGGGACACUAUUAUGAGUUCAGCGUAACUGCCUUGAUCCUUGCUGUCAUACAGAGGAAAGUGGACCUUGUGGAAAAACUGCUCCACCAAUGUGGUGCUGAUGUCAAUGUAACCAAUGACGAGGGGUUAGCUCCACUGCACUUUAUCACAGAGAUAAUAUUUUCAGUAGGGCAGCAGGCUGGCCCCCUAGAAAAGUAUGGACGUACUUUUCAGCACGGGGCUCCUCAUCCAGUCAUUGACAAGAAGAUCGCCAACUUGCUGUUAACAGCUGGAGCAACAGUGGACUUGAAGAAUAAAGAUGGUCAAACCCCGCUCCACUUUGCUGCCAUGGAAUCUAGAAAGGGCAGUGUCACAGUUGACAUCUUACUCCAGAAUGGUGCAAGAGCUGACAUUCAAGAUGGGAACGGCAUGACUCCUCUUCACAAUGCAUUAGAGGUACGGAAUGAAGCAACAGUUCAGUGCUUACUUCAGCAUGGGGCAACAACCAACAUCCAGAAUAGGGAGAAAAUGACUCCUCUUCACUUAGCUGUUGAGAAAAAUGCUCACGCAACAGUUCAGCUCUUACUUCAGCAUGGAGCAAAAUCCAACAUCCAAAAUAGUAGAGGAAUGACACCUCUUCAUUUUGCUGCUGAGGCAAGGAAUGUCACCACAGCCAAAAUACUACUCCAGUCCCAUGCAAAAGUUGACAUUCCAACUCACGAGGGCUUAACUCCCCUUCACGUGGCUAUCAAUGCACAUUUUGCCGAGAUGUUCAAGCUGCUGAUACAGCAGAUUGGUUCAAAUAAUGCAGCUGUUGUGAAUCAUGCAGCAAAUGAUGGUACAACUCCCCUACAUGCUGUGAUAGAACAGUGUAAAUAUACUUCACUUUGGAUGGUUGAUGAAACUGCAACAAUUGUUAAACUGCUCAUCGAAAAAGGUGCAAACUUGGAGGUUAAAAAGGACCAUCUCACCCCUCUACACCUGGCAGUAGACGGCAAUCUGUUGAACAUUGUCAAACUCCUGGUAGAAGCAGGAGCAGACAUCCAUGCAGAAACCCCGAACACUGGUCUGACUCCCCUGGACAUGGCUGAACAUGGAGGGCACAAAGACAUCAUUGACUACCUGACAGCAAGGCUAGAAAGCCAUGGAAAAAAGAAGUAACGAGAAGAACCAAGUGUUCGGCAAGAUGAUUUAUUCAGAGGAAGAUUCUGACCAGUCACUGUGAGAAAUCAGAAGAAAUUCUAAAUAAAGAAAGAGCAGUGGGAGGUUUUAAAUACAUUUGUCAUCAAUGAGGAAAUAAGAAACGGUGUGGAGGAGUGUUGUCAAAUUAAGACAGGCCUAAAGAAAUCAAUCAGGUCUAAAUGUUUAUAAUGAUAAGACAGAGUUAACUUAUAAUAAUAAGCUUCACUAAUGUUUAAUAAGUAUCAAGGCACAGGAGCAUUAUGAUUGUAAACUAGGAUGAGAUGGAAGAUUGGUGUUAUGACUAUGAGUCAGGAAAAAUUCAUGAGUGAUACAAGUAAUUAAUUUUUAGAAUAUUCAAUAUUGCCUACAAUACACUCUUUUGAAUGUGAAAGUAGAGAAACUAGAAAAACUAGAGGGAAAAUUUAAAAAAAUCAAAAAUAAUUUGCAUACAAAAAUGGUACUACAAGUACUUAGAAUAUUCAAACUGAAGACUUUCAACCCAGUAUGUCAUUACAAAAAAUGAACUAACAGUAUUCCAAAAUUUUUGUACAAUAGUACCUUUAGGCCACACCAAAUUCAUUUGUUGCUUCUUGAAUUUUUUCAAUUUCAGAAAAAAAAUUGGACAGACCGGUCAAAAAUCAAAAGAAAAUGAAUUUUUUCAAAAGGUGUAAUUGUGAAGAUAUAUGGCUUAAAUAAACACAAAACAACAGGGUUAUUAAAGUUUUCAUAUCUUAAUGGCAUGUUUUAUGCAAUCAUUCCUUCCUUUGAUUCAACAUUGUUAACUGCAGUUCUGAAUUUUUCACUGAGAUUAUGUGUAUGUGGCUCUGAAUGGCAAUAUUUACAGGUUUGUGAUAGCAAUACCUGUAUUAUUUUUUCUUGGGACUUGAUUUUUUUUAAAAAUGGAAAAAAAUUGACAGGCGAAUCUGAGAAGCAACAAAUAAAUUUGGUGUAGCCUGAUAUGAUAAAAAGAAAUGUAAUUAUCUACUUGUACGUUAGAGGGCCCCUCCCAGCAAUUCAGUAAGUACAGGAAUGCAGCAAUGUUUACGUUACUGACAGCAUCAGUAUGGAGAACGUUACGCUUUGCAUCACAAAACAACUCCACGUGAUCCUCAGCAAACAGUACACACCUGUCCAACUGCUAACCCCAAAGGCAAAGGUGAAAAACAAGGUUGUACAUGUGGUGUCAACAUCAGCUUUAAGAGUGGACAGUAGCAAAAAUUUGCCUUUUUUCUCAACAUGCAAAUGGAGAAAUAUUCUUCAAUACAUGUAAAUUGUAUAUAGAGUUAUGUCUAACAUUAAAGUAUCAAUGGGAAUCAUCAAUAACGUUUAUAAAUGGGUAAAAGGAAGUCUGAAAUUCCCUUUGACACCCACGUCAUGUACAUAGAAACUACCUGACAUGAUGUCAUGAAACUAAGGUUGGCAUCCAUUUCCUUGUGAAACUGAGGACUGAAAAAGUUACUGGGACCUUCUAAGACACUUGGAGUCAAGACGGGAUGAAAAGCCACUCUCGAGAAGUUAUCUGAAGAGACACAUUGGAUCACCAGAACUGCGCGGAUGCUGGAACGACUGCAAGAAAACAUCAGGUUUUCUUAGACAUUCAAGAGAGUCAGGACGACACAAGGAUAGACUUGUAUAAGAGGCUGUAUUUAACUAGUAAGUAUGCAGUAAUCUGAGUCAUUGUGUACUUGAGUUUCUGAAUUUGAAUUGACUGUUA